This is a messenger RNA of Bacillus rossius redtenbacheri, 4289 nucleotides long. RefSeq names its product solute carrier family 41 member 1-like. Lineage: Eukaryota; Metazoa; Arthropoda; Insecta; Phasmatodea; Bacillidae. Gene Ontology annotation, cellular component: plasma membrane. Gene Ontology annotation, biological process: monoatomic cation transport. Bases 1 to 2427 code for a protein of 808 amino acids. The record is from RefSeq and is a predicted model, not a curated record. Gene Ontology annotation, molecular function: monoatomic cation transmembrane transporter activity. The transcript has 12 exons.
AUGCCUCGGAAAACUAGUUUUCAAGAUCGCUACGAGAGCGGAAUCUCCUCCGACUUCAAGGGCCCGAUUUUCGCCGCGGAACUUCACGCACCAUCUGGAUUCCCGGCGGACCUAGGCGCGAAGCUCUCGCAGGAUUCAGCACUGUGCAAGGCCCACUUCUCGCCCUACCUGGAGGACAGCAAUAGGGCGAGAAUCUACAUGUGGAAUUCAGUCCAAAUGUACAGACUGCAGAUUCUUGUGACGAACUCGCAACCUCCGCUGCAAAUCGACAUCGAGGAGCAGGCGGUGCGCAUAUGCUCAGGUCCCACCAAGUAUGUCUCGUGGCUCACAUACCAGAGCAUGCUGGCGGUUGAGCUGGACACGGCGCCGCGCGGCGAGUACAGCCCCCUAGUAGUAACACCGAAACCAAAGAUUGAAGUCUGGACGCAGACUGCGCCCCCGCAGCCUGCCCCAGAGCUGCGCCACAGCAGCUGCCAGACGGACCCAGCUGUGCGGAGUCGGCACCAGUGGUGCCAGACGCCCGCCCCAGCCAAGUGCCAGGAAACUGGCACCCAAGCAGCUGUUGUAACAGCUCAGAAGAGCACCUCUGCAGCUCUUCACGUGGCUCAAGAUUACUCUCCACUGCUGCCGCCGCUGGUAGCUUCUGCAGCUACACAGACUGCCCCCAAGGCGGCCUCGGCUGCGGGGAAAUCGGCGCGGCAGCCAGCACAGGAGCAGCCCAGUCAGCGCCCACAAGAUCACCGCGCGCCCUGGCACUUUGUCGUCCUCAGGGGCGGCAGAGGAGCUGGGGCACCUGCCGAAGAAGUCGACGCAGCCUUGCGCUCGGCCGGCCACAAGCCGACCAGGUACUACCUGCUCGUGGUGGGGACUGCUAUCGACCGCCGGCGCCGCGCGUCGAGGACAGCGGACAGUCGCCGCGUGGUCGCCCCUGAGCGAGCAUGGACGCCGGCGACUGGAGCAGCGACUCGAACACCGACUCGCCGCACCGACCCAGCCCUGGCCGCUGAGGAGACGAGGCUGCUGGCCGUGGGGCCAUCCUCCAGGGAGGAAGGAGACGACAUGGGUCCCGGCUGCGAGAACAAGCUCGCCUUCCCUCUGGCGGACGUGGAGGAGGCCGCCGACGACGCGAACCUGCCGGACCUGGUGCUGAAGCUGGACCGUACUCCGUCGCCGCCGGAGGAGUCCUCGCGCAGCACGCCGCCGACCGCCGCGCCCGUGGCCACGCCCGUCGAGACGCACUGCAGCAUCGGCUGCCAGGUGGUUGCGCCGUUCUUCAUAGCUGGCAUGGGGAUGGUCAGCGCUGGCAUCUUUCUGGAACACGUGCAGAACUGGAAGGUGUUCGAAGAAGUGCCCGAGAUCAUCAUCUUGGUGCCGGCCUUGCUCGGCCUCAAGGGCAACCUGGAGAUGACGCUGGCCUCCAGGCUCUCCACCGAGGCAAAUCUGGGCCACAUGGACGACUCGCGGGAGCAGUGGAGCAUGAUCCUGGGCAACCUCACGCUCGUGCAGUGUCAAGCGAUAGUGGUGGGCAUGAUGUCGGCCAUGGUUGCAGUCCUUAUGGUUGCCAUCAGCAGACAAGAAUUCGACUUCAGCCACACAUUGCUCCUAUGUUCCUGCAGCAUUAUCACUUCCUCGAUCGCAAGCUUGAUUUUAGGUCUCAUCACAGCGGCUGUCAUCGUGCUCUCUCACUGGCUGCACGUGAAUCCUGACAAUGUGGCCACGCCCAUCGCUGCUAGCCUGGGAGACAUAACCUCGCUCGCCCUGCUGUCGUGGGUGGCCACCUUGCUGUACGAAGUCGCCGGAAAAUCUUCUUGGAUAUCUAAAGUGGUUAUCGUGUGCUACACUUUAGCGAUACCAUUCUGGGUUUGGGUAGCCAGAAAAAACAAGUAUACGAAAUCAGCUCUUUACACUGGCUGGACGCCAGUUAUCAUGGCUAUGCUAAUAAGCACUUUCGGCGGGUUCAUCCUGGACAUAAUGAUGUCCAAGUACAAGGGAGUGGCAGCGUUCCAGCCAGUCAUCAACGGCGUGGGUGGGAACCUCGUGUCUGUGCAAGCCAGCAGGCUGUCCACUGCACUGCACCAGCACGGUCCUCUAGGGACACUGCCCCCCGACACCAAAGUCUGCGUCAGCCCAAUCCACGCCUUCUUCUCCUCCAGUCACCUUGUGUUUGCUUACGCCAUCAGCUACUUUCAGAGAGGAGAUGUUUCGCUGACACCUGUGUUUAUGUGCUUCUAUUUGAUAGCAGCAUUUGUACAGGUGGCAGUUCUAUUGUACAUCGCAUAUGUAUUGACAUACCUAUUGUGGAGGCGAGGAAUAGAACCUGACAAUUCUACAAUACCAUACUUGACCUCACUUGGAGAUCUGCUGGGUAUUGUGUUGCUUGGCAUUACUUUCGCUCUCCUGCGGGCAAUGGGCGAGUCCACCGAUUGAAGACAAUUAAUAAAUUCAUAAUGUUACAAUGUAACACGUUAAAUAUAUCUAUACUCAAUGUCAACCUUAUUUCCAAUAGAUCUGUGUUGCAUGUCACACCAUCAAACAUAUGGAAAUAUUUUUCGUAAAAAACUUCCGUGAUUAACCACACUAUUACUUGCAUAAGUAAUUGAAACAAACUGAGCAUAUUCGAAUCAGUGGGUUCAUUUGGGUCCGAUAGUAGUAUAGAAAUUGUGGUCCUGAAACUGGUUCCGGUUUAAAGUGUUGGUGCCGAUGUCCACGAUAUUGGAUUCUGAAGUCACGGCGGCCAUCUUAGUGUUAAUUUACCUCAAUAUUUCUAAACGUUGUUUCCCUGCUUUGAUAGAAAACAUCCCGUAUUGAGGGAAAAUUUCCCGAUUUUCUUUUCUCAAAAAAGAAAAAAAUCAAAAACUCGAAAUUCGGAAUGCCUCAAAAGACUAUUGCCUCAGAAAAUAUCAUAAUUUACCAUAGCAGCUAAAAUAACCCGUCGUCUAGCCGCCCUAAGCCACUCAGGUCACUAACUUGACCUUCACAGUAAACUUAAUAUUCUUUAAUUUUUGACCAACAAAUUUCUGAAAAAUUGCCUAAAAAAAAAAAAACAAUGUUUGGUUCAAACGCUGGAAAUUUUGUUACGGCUGCCACUUAAAAAUCUUUAAUUUUUAUGUCAAAAAAUGAGAAAAAAAAUUUAAAAUUUAUAAAAUUAUUGAACUAAUAUUUUUUUUAAAUAACCAAAUACGUCAUGGUGUCUCGGUUCAAACCCGGCGAGGUCAUUCGAUUUAAAACGGCGACGGAUCCUUCCUUCACAAAAGCCACCGGCCAACUGACCCCAGACCACUAAUGUAAAACAAAAUAUUAGGUACGUCAUACUGUAUGACGUCAUGGCCGUCAUAUGGUUUACGUCUGCUGGAGGUCGCUGUCGAUAUAUAUUUAUUUUGUUUCCUAGAUGACGCCGCCAAACAUAUUAGUUAACAUUUCCCCACUAGAGUAAAGUAAUUAUUUAUUGCCAAGGUGCCUACCUUCAUUAAAUUUGUCCAUACAAAUUGCAUUUCUGUAAAUUUUACGCUAGAAAUUAAAAAAUAAAUUUAAAAAAAAUUAAAUAAAUUACAUGUUAAAAUAAUGAUUGACUUGUCAGCAUAAAAUGCUUGCUUCGGUCUAUUUAUCCUAGAAAAACCACUUAUUUAAUAAAUCAUGUUCAAAAACAAAAAAAAAUCUUAAGUUCCUUAUCUACCAGCCUCCAGUAAGCCAACAUGCCCACCAUUAUGGAUAUUCGUAUUUACUAACGAGAAAAUCGCUUAAAAUUCUUAAAAUCAUCAAAAAAUUGCUUAUAAAAAUAAAUACUGAUUCGAUCAAUUACUGUCCGCGGUUUGAUACCAGCCAUUACAAAAUUAGUUAAAUUGAUUAAUCAUAUAUUAAAACCUCUUAGAUCCGGGAUACAAUAAAUCAAGUACAUCAAAAUCACAUAAAACAACAGGAAUGAGGAGAAAGGAAUUGGCACACACCAAGUGCCAGUCACCCAUGUUGUAAGGACCAUUUGAAAGAUACCCACCCGCCAACUUUGUACUUAAUUUUUUCCUUGCGUAGAAAAUAACUUACAUUACAUGUGAAGUUAAAAGUAUUCAUGUACGAAUAGUCAAAGUACAAAAAUUCAAGCAUAGUAACCACAAAACUUGUUAAAAAAAUUCUCAGAACUGAAGACAGAGGCCGCCCGGCCGAGACGUGCGGGCGUGCAGGGAGACAUUCGUAAACUUUUAGACGUGUCAGGUGACCGACCACCUGGCCACAACACGCGGCGUGCAGGAGGCUGCUUCCUGGCACUCCCGCUAACAGUAUACGCGUCUUUGAAA